AUUACUACUGUAUUUCGUAUUUCUUACUACUUCUGUUGGAAAACGAUUCCAUCAUUAUUCAAGUUAUUUUUUUCUUCGAGAGGACGAAAAAACCUUCCGCACGCUACGUCGCUACCUCCGGUGGGUGUACACCGACAAUAUUGAAAAUCAUGGAUUUGAAGUCAGGUGUAUCGCCAUCGCCAUCAACGAGCAGAAUAGAGACAGUAGAGAGGGAAGAAAAUACGGUGGCACGUCAUGUGCCAAUAAAAGGACGACGUCGCAAUCUCGGGCGUCAAGCAAGGAAGCGACGGAAAAAAUAUCUCGAAAUCGAAGCUGCUGCGUCGGCUUUUGUCGCAGCAGCUGCUGCUGUUACAGCAUGCACCAUUGAGAACCAGAGUUCCAAUCCGGAAUCGACGGUGCUAGAAUCAGCAACAAAUCCUCAAAACGAAAAACAAAAAAGUGGCAGCAGCAAUAUCGCGAGCACCAACUGCAUUCUUCCAACCGAUCGGAGUUAUAUUUUGGACGAUGUACGACGGCGGACGAUGCUGUCCGAAAACGACCGGCGCGACUUGAUACAGCAGCUAGGUUAUCUACCUGGGAACGCUUUACAAGUAAUGGCUCGUGUCGAGGAUGCAUUUUCAACGGAAGACCUACAGCAUAUAAUUGCGGCGACGGUCGCGGGAUCAAAAACUAGUAGUAAAAACAGCCCCAAUGCGACAGCAACGAUGGAAUCAAGCACCAAUUGCAAAGAAAUUAAAACAAACAGGAAAGAUCCUGGGAUGACGGCCAGGAUGGUCCAGACGAUGAUGAAGGAACCGUUGGUGAUUAAACUUUAUCCACUUGCAUUGCGAGAUGAAAGUAGUAGUACGAAACGGCGAAGAAAACGACGGCGUGAGGAAAAGGAAGAUCUCUCUACUUCUAGUGAUAAGGAAUUGGAUGUCAUCUGCCAAGGAACUUCGAAGACCGUGAGAGAGGAUCAAUCAAUCCAUCCUGCAGCUUCUGCUCCMACCCAUACCAUUCCUCUCAUGGAACCUUUCCCCACGAUCUACUGGGUGACGCACCCUUUAAUCAAAGCUUUGAUUUCAAAAUUAGAGUUGGACAAGGUCAAUGUACGGUUCGAGCAACGUCUUCUUGACGAGAUCAGAGAAAGAAAGGCUCCGGAAAAGUGCAAGUACAAAGACAACUCCUCUUCGUCCUCGCUGGAGUCCAUGAAAUGCGCUCACAAGUCGUAUGGGCGCGAACGACGCGAAUUACUUUCGGAGCAACAUAGAGAGUAUGUCAAGAAGCGUCGAUGGUACGAAGAUUCUAUUUCGUCAAAUAAUCAUGACAGCAAAAAGAUGACACCAUCAAAGGCACCCUUUGGCGAUGGUUGUGGAGUCGCUGGUAUCCGCAAUCCGAGGGCCGUAAAAUGCCUCCACGCACACGCAGCCCAUUACUGGAGCGGCAAUCGUGACAACUUGGUGGGGUACUGGGUAGAACAGGAAUUGAAAAAGCGAAGAACUUAAUGCAGUAAAGCCUUUCGGAUCUA
This is a messenger RNA of Pseudo-nitzschia multistriata, 1507 nucleotides long. The record is from the annotation of a GenBank genome assembly. NCBI's taxonomy places the organism in Eukaryota, Bacillariophyta, Bacillariophyceae, Bacillariales, Bacillariaceae.